UUGAGGCAAGAGUAGACAACUCUCAUCUGACAGCCAAGUUCCGGCAACGAAAAUGGCAACCAACACGUGCAGAACAGCACAGUUACUUCUAAGGAAUACUUACCUGCGGAAACGAUGGUCUAGAUCCUUUUGUGCACAGACCAAGUUAUCAAAUGCUGAAAUCAGGAAGAAAAGAAAUGCAAUAUUUGAUGAAGAAAAAAAGAGGCAACUGUCUCUGAUCAGGCGGAUUGAGAAGAUUCAGGUGGAGUAUGUCGGCCCCCCUGAUGACUGCUCCCUUGUAAUGAACCGAGGCCUCUCCACGCCCUUCAACUGUGCCAUGCAUAUACAGGAACUGCUAAUGACCCGGUCAGCCCUGGCCUUGGUAAAUGGUCAACCGUGGGACAUGCAUCGGCCUCUUGAGGCGGACUGUCAGGUUCAGUUUCUGCACUUCCGUGACGAGGAUCCGCGGAUACUCAACGAUGCUUUCUGGCGGACCUGUUCCUUCAUGCUUGGUCACGUGAUGGAGACAGCCUUUAAGGCCGAUGUAAACGUGGAUCUGGUCAGCUUUCCUAAACCAUCCGUAUCGAGUGGAAGCUUUGUACAUGACAUCAAACUGAGCCUGCAUGACUGGAAACCCACCACAGUCGAACUGAACUGCCUCAGCCGUAUUGCAUACAAACUUCGACUAGAAGACCUCAAGUUUGAACGCCUCGAGGUCGACGCCUCAGUGGCCGAGAGGCUGUUUGAAGACAAUCUGUUCAAGAAAAGUCAAGUACCACAGAUUGCAGCCAAAUCCGACACAGGGACAAAGGUGACCUUGUACAAGAUGGGCGAGCACAUCGACAUGUCUCGGGGGCCACUUAUAUCGAGUACCAGCCACAUCGGGCGGUUCAGUGUCACAGCGAUCCAUUCGGUGGAAUGUCCAGAGCAUGGUCAGCUCCAGCGAGUCCAGGGCGUGGCUCUCCCCACACAGGUCAAGAUGCACCACUGGGCUUAUGACUAUAUCGUCAAGAGAGCAGCACAACCGAACCAAGCUCCCUUGCUUUCCACAUACUCCCUGUCUCAGGACCAAGAUGUGAAAGAAGAUGCAGCAGAGGUGUAGAUGUUGUGGACAAUUCAUGAUACAGCGAAGGCAGCGAUUAUCUGCUGCAGUGAAAUUGUGUUGCAUUUAAUUGGAUUACCUGACGGCAAUGAUGAUGCCAAUUGUGUGACCGUUUGUUGCAGAGGCCGGCCCACUGAUGUAGAGUAUCAAGAUGGUAGAACAUGGACCGUCAUGAAUACAGCACAAACUGAAACCUAUAGGGCCUGUUAGUCUUGCGAGACUCUGCUUCCGGUACUAAGCUGGUUCCCGGCACCCUUUUCGCGUGCCAACUUGUGAUAAGCGAGACACGGCCUAGCUUACUUCCCGGACCAAAUUUCCAGUGACAAGCGAAAUUGCGCGACUGCCAAAUAUGACUUUACUGGACCAAGUGUACAACCAUGCUUUUGAGAGUUGUAAUAGUCAGCUAAUUAGGGGAUGGUUAGAUCGGAAAUUUGUUAUUCCUGCAAGGAUUAUCGGUUCUUUACUGUCAACUGACAACCAUCUGUCGAGAUGCCAGAGAGUCUUGUAGCAGUCUGAUAUUGUGAACCAAACUCAGAUGAUAUAAAGUAAAAUAUUAAAGUGUAUAUAUAAAGUGAAAAUAUAUGGAAAUAUACAACAGCACAUGUAAUUAAAAUCAAAUAUGUAUCUUGUAACAAGUGAAACAAUUAUCACUUACUGUUGGCUUGUGAAGGAUUACUGUUUGAGGAAUCAUGGUGAGAAAAUGACGGAAGAUUUCAUAGCAUUGUCGCAAAAGUAUUGAUGAGUUGUCAUGGUAAUGGUAACAGUUGUGACGUUAACUUACACAAAGCAGCAACGUUGAUAUUGCAACAUUGGAAAUCAUUUACAUUGACAGUCAUACUAUAGACUUUUGUAAAUAUAGUGCCGAUUCGGGAUGAAUAACUGAUUACUGUAAUAAAUAUUAGUGUUUGUUUGAA
Molecule: messenger RNA, 1995 nt
Organism: Haliotis rubra (blacklip abalone)
Lineage: Eukaryota; Metazoa; Mollusca; Gastropoda; Lepetellida; Haliotidae
Product: 39S ribosomal protein L39, mitochondrial-like
Exons: 9
Coding region: 53-1081 (342 amino acids)
Biological process (GO): threonyl-tRNA aminoacylation
Cellular component (GO): mitochondrion
Molecular function (GO): threonine-tRNA ligase activity; ATP binding
Source: RefSeq, a predicted model, not a curated record